Molecule: messenger RNA, 767 nt
Organism: Salvelinus namaycush (lake trout)
Lineage: Eukaryota; Metazoa; Chordata; Actinopteri; Salmoniformes; Salmonidae
Product: DISP complex protein LRCH3-like
Exons: 7
Coding region: 24-767 (247 amino acids)
Molecular function (GO): protein binding
Source: RefSeq, a predicted model, not a curated record
UGUAAACACCAAACAGUCGAGUGAUGUUUACAGGCCUUUACCCUCCCCCAUUACAUCUCUGGUGUCAAAGGAGGGGUGAGACCGGAGUAUUGUUGAGGGAACUGUAUAUGCAUGAAUGGUGUUUUCGUCUUGACUCAAAUUACAUGAAUUCUCUCUCUCCCUCUCUUUGUUUGCUCUCCGCUCGGACUCGACUGGCCACUCAGCAGGGCGAGGAUCGCUCCUCCUCCCUGUCUCCCACAGCCCUCCAAUCACCUUCUUACCCCGGCCCUGUUGCCCCGCCCUCCUGCCAGGGGCCCGCCCAGCGGCCAGACAGCUUCUUGUUUCGCCUCAGCCAGAAGGAAGAGCAGAGGAGAGGUGAUGGUGCCGCCCCCAGGCCGGAGCCUGAAGAGGUGACCCCUACCCAGCCUCAAGGCCCCAUGGGAGAGGAGGCUGCUCUGGUGGAGCAACUGCGGAAGAACAUAGAGUCGCGUCUGAAAGUGUCCUUGCCCAGCGACCUGGGAGCAGCACUGACCGACGGGGUCGUCCUCUGCCAUCUGGCAAAUCAUGUGCGGCCACGAUCCGUACCCAGCAUCCAUGUGCCCUCCCCUGCUGUGCCCAAACUGACGAUGGCCAAGUGUCGGCGGAACGUGGAGAACUUUCUGGAGGCGUGUCGCAGGAUCGGGGUUCCACAGACCCAGCUGUGCCUGCCCCUCCACAUCCUGGAGGAGAGAGGGCUCCCCCUGGUGGCCGGGACUGACUGCUUACGACUUGCAGCCUCUAAAGACUGA